UUGCAAAACAGCAAUGUCACAGAACUGACCACAUUCAUCACAAUAUGGAGUCUGGAGAGCGAUUAACGUCGUCAUCCGUCUCCUCUACUGCAGCUGCUUCAACUCCAGCAUCUUCUACACCAUCUGUAGCUUCAGCAGUAUCGAAAGGUGGCCUUUCCACUGGAGCUGCAUCACUGAGUUCCACAAUCAACACAUGCGGGCAUACAUUCAGAACAGCUGGGGAUCAGCUGUGUAAGCUGUCCACUGUAUCGAGUGCCUUCCCAGUGUUCAGUCACCCAGUCUUUGGUCCGUAUGCAGCCAGUUCACGGUAUGCAGAGUUUGGUGGCUUGGGAACACUUGGUACACCCACAGCCUUAGCAGCACAUCCCCAGCUAGCAUCUUUUCCAGAAUGGUGGCGAACAGCGGAUACACACUCUCGUCACGGGGCAGCUUUUUUCCCACCGCUCUUGGGAAUUCCACCACUGUUUGCACCUCCUGCACAGAAUCAUGAUUCUGCUUCAUUCCACUCAAGAACUACAGGAAAAAGUAAUCGGAGCAAUACAGAAAAAGGUAUAAAUGGAUCACUGAAUGGGAACAGUACCACUGCAGUAUCUGGUAUCAGCACAUCUGUACUAUCCACUAGCAUUGCAACAUCUGCAGGACAAGUGAAAGCUAUAACGUCAGGAGCAGGAGGCCGCAAAUACAACCAGGAGCAAAGCAAAGUUCAGCUUUUGGACACCAGAGCUGACAAAAUCAAAGAUAAGAAGCCCAGAAAAAAAGCAGUGGAAAGCUCUAGUAACAGCGACAGUGAUUCGGGGUCCUCUUCAGACACCUCAAGUGAAGGCAUAAGUAGUAGUGACUCUGAUGAUCUAGAGGAGGAUGAAGAGGAGGAGGAGGACCAGAGUGCUGAAGAGAGUGAAGAUGAUGAAUCUGAUUCUGAAAACGAAGCACAUCACAAAACCAAGAACAAGGUGCUAAUGCAUAGUGGCGUAACAGAUAUGAAAACUGAUGGACAAAAACAACAUGAAAAGUCCCAAGAAAAAAGAACACACCAGCAGAUACCUCUUGUGUCUGAUUCCCAGACUCACUCAUCAUUCCAGUCCCAGCAGAAGCAGCCUCAGGUUUUGUCACAGCAGCUUCCGUUUAUUUUCCAAAGCUCUCAGGCAAAGGAGGAAUCUGUGAACAAACACACAAGUGUAAUACAGUCUACGGGAUUGGUUCCCAAUGUGAAACCUUUGUCUUUGGUACAUCAAGCCAAAAAGGAAACCUAUUUAAAACUCAUAGUUCCUUCCCCUGAUCUACUCAAAGCAGGGAAUAAAAAUACCUCUGAAGAAUCUCUCUCUUUGACCAGCGAUGUAAGAUCAAAACGGGAACAAUGUAAACAGACAUUCCCAGCAGCACAGCUAAAGAAACAGGAAUCAUCUAAGAACCUGAAGAAGGUUAUUGCAGCUUUGUCAAGCCCCAAACCAACAUCUAGUUCACCAGCUCAUCAAAAACUCACAUCCUUGGAAAACAACCAUUCUAAUCCAUUCCUGACAAAUGCACUUUUAGGUAAUCACCAACCCAAUGGAGUUAUUCAGAGCGUCAUCCAGGAGGCUCCUCUUGCACUUACUACGAAACUGAAAUCCCAGACCAAGAUCAAUGAAAGUGUAGCCAUUUCUAGUAGUGCCCCCUUUUCUUUGCCGGUAAACUUGAGUGCAUGUGGGAAAAAACCAACUGGUAACCGGACACCUGUUAUGCCCUCUACCUCUCCUGUGUUACCUUGUUCAGGAAAGGAUAAAACAGUCAGCAAUAAUGCAGUAAAUGCAGUAAAAACACAACACCGCCUUCAUUCUGCAAAACUGGUGGUGGAGCAGUUCAGAGGGCUAGACUCAGAUGCCCCCAGCAGUAAGGACUCUGACGACUCAAAUGAUGAUGACGACGACGAUGAAGAUGAAGAUGAGGACGAUGAAGAUGAUGAUUCUGAUGAUAGCCAAUCAGAGUCUGACAGUAAUUCUGAGUCAGAUACAGAAGGGUCUGAGGAUGAAGAUGAUGAGGAUGAUAAAGAUCAAGAUGAAUCGGAUACAGACACUGAGGGAGAGAAAACUCCACUGAAGCUGAAUAAAACUUCGUCCUCUGUGAAGAGCUCUUCCACUGGUCUUGCAGCUCAUUCCACCCCACUUAACCUCCAAGUAGCAAAGACCCCAAGCUCUGCACCAGCUGCCUUAUGUCCUGAGUCCCAGCCUGCGGUUUUUCUUGGGACAGCACCAUCUACUCUUACACCAAGUACACACUGUGGUAUUUCAAAAAGACGAAGAGUAACAGAUGAACGGGAGCUGCGUGUGCCUCUUGAAUAUGGCUGGCAAAGAGAAACCCGAAUAAGAAACUUUGGUGGUCGUCUUCAAGGAGAAGUAGCAUAUUUUGCACCUUGUGGAAAGAAGCUGAGACAGUAUCCUGAAGUAGUAAAGGGUGUGCAGUGGUGUCUUCUGAAGGAAGAGGAAGUCAUUCCCCGUAUCAGAGCUAUGGAAGGGCGUAGAGGACGACCACCAAAUCCAGACAGACAGCACUCUAGAGAGGAGUCAAGAAUGAGACGACGCAAAGGCCGACCUCCGAAUGUUGGUAGCACUGAAUUUCUAGACAACACCGACGCAAAGCUUUUAAGAAAGCUCCAGGCUCAAGAAAUAGCUAGGCAAGCAGCACAAAUAAAGCUACUGAGAAAACUCCAGAAGCAGGAACAAGCUCGAGCUGCCAAAGAAGCGAAAAAACAGCAAGCUAUUAUGGCAGCUGAAGAAAAGCGAAAGCAAAAGGAGCAGAUAAAGAUAAUGAAGCAGCAGGAAAAAAUUAAGCGAAUCCAGCAAAUCAGAAUGGAGAAAGAACUUCGAGCUCAGCAAAUUUUAGAGGCAAAAAAGAAAAAGAAGGAAGAAGCAGCAAAUGCCAAAUUACUGGAGGCCGAAAAACGAAUAAAGGAAAAAGAGAUGCGAAGGCAGCAAGCUGUUCUUCUGAAACACCAGGAACGAGAAAGGAGAAGACAACAUAUGAUGCUUAUGAAAGCCAUGGAAGCACGUAAAAAAGCAGAAUCCAAGGAGCGGAGAAAGGGAGAAAAACAUGAUGAAAAAAGAUUAAAUAAAGAACGUAAACUGGAACAGCGACGACUGGAAUUAGAAAUGGCAAAGGAGCUAAAGAAGCCUAAUGAAGAUAUGUGCUUAGCAGACCAGAAGCCUUUGCCAGAGUUGCCUCGCAUCCCAGGCCUUGUUCUCGAUGGAAGCACAUUUUCAGAUUGUCUCAUGGUAGUGCAGUUCCUGCGUAACUUUGGUAAAGUUCUUGGCUUUGAUGUGAAUGUGGAUGUCCCUUCCCUGAGUGUUCUUCAAGAGGGUUUGCUAAACAUAGGGGACAGCAUGGGAGAAGUACAAGACUUGCUUGUAAAGCUUGUCUCUGCAGCUGUUUGUGAUCCAGGACUUGUUACAGGAUACAAGGCUAAAACUAUUCUUGGGGAACACUUAUUAAAUGUUGGUAUCAAUCGAGAUAAUGUGUCUGAGAUUCUGCAGAUAUUCAUGGAGGCUCACUGUGGGCAAACUGAGCUGACAGAAAGCUUGAAGACAAAAGCUUUUCAGGCACAUACUCCAGCUCAGAAAGCAUCAGUACUUGCUUUUCUUGUCAAUGAGUUAGCGUGCAGCAAAAGUGUAGUAAGUGAAAUUGAUAAAAACAUUGAUUAUAUGUCAAACUUAAGGAGAGAUAAAUGGAUGGUUGAAGGCAAACUUCGGAAGCUUAGAAUCAUUCAUGCCAAGAAAACUGGCAAAAGAGAUGCUACAGGAGGUGGUGACGUAGGAGAGGAACAGCACUCUUUGGAAACACCAACACCAGGCCGCAAACGCAGACGAAAGGGGGGGGACAGUGAUUACGAUGAUGACGAUGAUGACGACAGUGAUGAUCAGGCAGAUGAGGAUGAUGAGGAUGAAGAGGACAAAGAAGAUAAAAAAGGAAAGAAGGCAGAAGUUUGUGAGGAUGAGGAUGAUGGGGACCAGACAGCAAGUGUUGAAGAACUAGAGAAGCAGAUUGAAAAACUGACAAAGCAACAAAGCCAGUACAGAAAGAAGUUAUUUGAAGCUUCACACUGUUUGCGUUCAAUGAUGUUUGGUCAAGAUCGUUACAGGCGCCGAUACUGGAUUCUGCCCCAAUGUGGUGGUAUUUUUGUCGAAGGCAUGGAAAGUGGUGAAGGCCUAGAAGAAAUUGCAAAAGAAAAAGAGAAGUUAAAAAAGGUAGAAAGCAUGCAUAUCAAAGAAGAAGAAUUUGAGACAGAAGAAAAAUUACACUGUUUAAAUACAACUCACUGUGAGCAAAAGGAAGAUCUGAAAGAAAAGGACAACACUAAUUUAUUUUUACAAAAGCCUGGGUCAUUUUCAAAACUAAGCAAACUGUUAGAGGUAGCAAAAAUGCCACCUGAAUCUGACAUUAUGUCCCCAAAGCCUAAUGGCAGUGCAGCAAAUGGCUGCACGUUAUCUUAUCCAAGUAACUCAAAAAACUCUCUCUGCAGUCUUCAGUCUACUGUAUCACAAAGCACCAUUGAGAAGUCUGAUUCUAACAAUCUUUUCAGUCCUAAUGCAAGUGGGACAGGAAAGUUUUACAGUUCUCCACUAAUUCCAAAUGAUCAGUUGUUAAAGACUCUUACUGAAAAGAGCAGACAGUGGUUCAGCCUUUUACCGAGAAUACCUUGUGAUGACAUGUCAGUUACCCAUAUAGAUACACCAGCUACUACAACUUCACUUACUCCUCAAUCACAGCCACCAUCAAAGUCUCCUUCACCUGUUCCAUCACCUCUUCUGGGCUCAACCUCUGCACAGAGUCCAAUGGGAUUAAGUCCUUUUGCAUUGUCACCACUGCAGAUGAAGACUGGACUACCUAUAAUGGGACUUCAGUUUUGUGGAUGGCCUACAGGAGUUCUUACUUCAAGUGUUCCAUUUUCAUCUCCUUUACCUGCCCUUGGAUCAGGGUUGGGAUUAUCAGAAGCGAAUGGUAACUCAUUCUUGGCAUCUAGUGUUCCUGCAAGUAAAAGUGAAUCACCAGCCCCACAGACUGAAAAAAUAGCUUCUGCCCCUUCUACAGCAGUUGAAGUAGCCAAGCCAGUAGAUUAUCCUAACCCAAAACCUAUACCAGAAGAAAUGCGGUAUGGGUGGUGGAGGAUUACUGAUCCGGAGGACCUAAAAUCUUUGCUUAAAGUGCUGCAUCUCAGGGGAAUAAGAGAAAAGGCCUUACAAAAGCAAAUACAGAAACACAUGGAUUAUAUCACUCUGGCCUGCAUCAAAAAUAAGGAUGUUGCAAUUAUUGAUAUCAAUGAAAAUGAAGAUAACCAGGUAACUCGAGAUGUUGUGGAAAACUGGUCAGUAGAAGAACAAGCAAUGGAGAUGGAUCUUGCUAUUCUUCAGCAGGUGGAAGAUCUAGAGAGGAGAGUUGCAUCAGCUAGUUUACAAGUUAAGGGUUGGCUGUGUCCUGAACCUGCAUCAGAGAGAGACGACUUGGUGUAUCGUGAACAUAAGUCAAUUACUAGAUUGCACAAGAAGCACGAUGGAGAUUGUGCUGGAGGCGGAGAAGGCAAUACCAGCUCUCUAGAGCGGAAGAGUGACAACCCUCUAGAUAUAGCUGUAACCAGGCUUGCUGACUUGGAGCGGAACAUAGAGCGAAGAACUGAAGAGGAUAUUGCUCCAGGGCUAAGGGUAUGGAGAAGGGCAUUGUCAGAAGCGCGCAGUGCUGCACAGGUAGCUCUGUGCAUUCAGCAGUUACAGAAAUCAAUAGCAUGGGAAAAAUCUAUUAUGAAAGUUUACUGCCAAAUUUGUCGAAAGGGAGAUAAUGAGGAACUGCUGCUCCUUUGUGAUGGUUGCGAUAAAGGCUGUCAUACCUACUGCCACAGGCCCAAGAUCACUACCAUACCAGAUGGUGACUGGUUUUGUCCUGCCUGCAUAGCAAAGGCAAGUGGUCAAACUCUAAAAAUAAAAAAACUUCAAAUCAAAGGGAAAAAAAGUAAUGAACAAAAGAGAAGCAGGAAAUUAGCAGGAGAUACAGAGGAUGAAGACUCUGCAACUACAAGCGCCUCCUUAAAAAGAGGAAAAACAGACCCUAAAAAAAGAAAAAUGGAUGAAAAUGUUUCUGUAAGCCAAUUAAAGCAAGAAAAUUUCACUGCUAUUAAGAAACCUAAAAGAGAUGACUCCAAGGACCUGGCUAUAUGCAGCAUGAUUCUCUCAGAACUGGAAACUCACGAAGAUGCCUGGCCUUUCUUACUUCCUGUAAACUUGAAACUUGUUCCUGGUUAUAAGAAAGUUAUUAAAAAACCUAUGGACUUUUCCACCAUUAGAGACAAGCUAAGUAGUGGACAGUACCCUAAUCUUGAAGCAUUUUCGCUAGAUGUCAGGCUUGUUUUUGACAACUGUGAAACCUUUAAUGAAGAUGAUUCUGACAUAGGCAGGGCUGGCCACAACAUGAGGAAGUAUUUUGAAAAAAAAUGGACAGAGAUUUUCAAAGUGAGCUGAAGUUACCAGAACUCUUUUUUUCUUUUUUUUUUUCCUUUUUUUCGUUUUUCUUUUUCAUUAAAUGAGGACUGAUAAGACCAGCAAUGUGAACUGUAUUUACAUGAAAGUGCAAGGCACAUGCAUAACUAAUGACUGUUUUUUCCUUUAAAAUAUCACAGAGUUGUGAUACUAGUUCUAAAGGCUUCACUCCUACAGCAACCAUGGCCCCUUGGUUAUUGGUUUGUGUGUUUUAACAAACUAAUUUAGGUAGAACAGGGAAGCACACCCAAAGAAUUUCAAAGAAAGGGGUGUUUAUAGUGCAAUAGCAGUUUAAAAUAUAUCAAAACGCACUGAAUAUUCAACCACCAGAGCUCUACUCGGGGAAAUGGUUCUCUUUUCCCUUUCAAUAAAUAUCUAUUUUUCAUUUUUUUACUUUGUAGUUUAUUUUUUAGUGAAUGUAUUUAAUUUUAUGAAUUAUUUAUGAUUAUACAGCAUUCAGAAUCUUCGUUUUCUGUGAAAAGGAAGAAUUAGAAAAUUGCUUUAAAUCUUGAAAAUACAACAAGGAAUGUUUUAAAAUAUAAAACAAAGCCAAGUAAAACUGUUUACACUGAUGUGCUGUAAAAGCACUAAAAAUUAAACUUUACUGUAGAGUUACAAGUACAUUUAUAUAUAUGUUGCUGCAUCACUUGUGUAGUUAAAUUGUAUUUCAAGACAGUGAAGAGAAAUUGAGACAUGUAUAUACUGUUCAUUAUUGUUUAUAUUAAGUCUUGUUUUAAAUAUGUAUGAUGUGUACAUAUUGUUUGCAGACAUUAUUGUUUAUGCCUUAGGAGGACGGUAGCAUUUUAUUUUAGUCUUAAGGUAAUUAUAGCUAUAUGGCUUGUACAGUAAUUAUCCUCUACCAACACUGUGGAGUCUCCUUAAUCUUGGUAGUGCCUGCCUUUAAAACAGGGUGUAGGGGAUAUUAGUUUUCCAUUUUUCUAUUUUGUUAUAUAAUUUCAAGCCACCACGGCCUCAAAUUCAAGUAUAAUCAUUUGUAUCCAUGUGGAAUAAAAUUGUGACAAUUUCCUACGCACACAGUAUUUUUUCAUAGAAACAUUUCCCUCCAUUUGCCUUGCCACAGAAAUAACAAAAAAGACAUUUGUAACCACUGUGUUUUACCUACUGUGUGUUGUGGUGGCCUGUUGGGGCAGAUAGAUCAGAAUUUUUUUUGUACUAAUGUAAAAGUACUUGAAGUUUUAUUUAAAAGAAAUGUUGUGGAAAGGUAGCAUUCUUUUUCUUUUCCUUUUUUAGGAGUGUUAUUUUUCACUAGUAUGUGUGGCACGGAUACAAUAAAAGACUGUUUUGCAAACCA
Messenger RNA from Pygoscelis adeliae (Adelie penguin), 7806 nucleotides. It is a transcript of the gene BAZ2B, whose product is annotated as bromodomain adjacent to zinc finger domain, 2B. Gene Ontology annotation, molecular function: DNA binding; protein binding. The record is from RefSeq and is a predicted model, not a curated record. The transcript has 37 exons. Bases 45 to 6476 code for a protein of 2143 amino acids. NCBI's taxonomy places the organism in Eukaryota, Metazoa, Chordata, Aves, Sphenisciformes, Spheniscidae.